This is a messenger RNA of Paracoccidioides brasiliensis Pb18, 1320 nucleotides long. Its product is annotated as 26S protease regulatory subunit 7. Bases 1 to 1320 code for a protein of 439 amino acids. The transcript is spliced from 4 exons. The record is from RefSeq and is a predicted model, not a curated record. Gene Ontology annotation, biological process: proteasome-mediated ubiquitin-dependent protein catabolic process. Gene Ontology annotation, cellular component: proteasome regulatory particle, base subcomplex. Gene Ontology annotation, molecular function: ATP binding; proteasome-activating activity; ATP hydrolysis activity.
AUGCCCAGCGCCACGGGCCAGAACUGGGAGAAGUACAAGAAGAACUUUGCAGAUGACGAGCAGGAAGAGAAAAAGAUCACACCGCUAACAGACGAGGAUAUUCAAGUCCUCAAAACCUACGGUGCUGCUCCCUAUGCAGCCGCUUUGAAAAAACUCGAAAAGCAAAUAAAAGAGAAGCAAACAAGUGUCAACGAGAAGAUUGGUGUGAAGGAAUCUGAUACUGGACUCGCGCCGCCACAUCUCUGGGAUGUUGCUGCAGAUCGACAACGGAUGCAAGAAGAGCAGCCAUUACAAGUUGCACGAUGUACAAAGAUUAUACAAGAUGAGAAGGAUCCAGAGAAAAGCAAAUAUGUCAUCAAUGUCAAGCAGAUAGCCAAGUUCGUCGUGAACCUCGGCGAGCGAGUGAGUCCUACAGAUAUUGAGGAGGGCAUGCGCGUUGGUGUGGAUCGAAAUAAAUAUCAGAUUCUCCUUCCUCUGCCUCCCAAGAUCGACCCAAGCGUUACAAUGAUGACUGUGGAAGACAAACCCGAUGUGACAUACGGAGAUGUUGGAGGAUGCAAGGAACAGAUCGAGAAACUUCGGGAAGUCGUUGAGAUGCCUCUACUUUCACCGGAGCGAUUCGUCAGUUUAGGAAUCGACCCACCUAAGGGAGCACUGCUCUACGGCCCACCCGGUACGGGAAAGACACUCUGUGCCCGAGCCGUAGCCAACCGGACGGAUGCGACUUUUAUUCGGGUUAUUGGCAGUGAACUUGUUCAGAAAUAUGUUGGAGAGGGAGCCCGAAUGGUGCGGGAGCUCUUUGAGAUGGCCAGGACCAAGAAGGCCUGCAUCAUUUUCUUUGACGAAAUUGACGCCAUCGGAGGGGCGCGUUUCGAUGAUGGAGCAGGAGGAGAUAAUGAGGUACAGAGAACCAUGUUGGAGCUGAUCACUCAGUUGGAUGGUUUCGAUUCCCGAGGAAAUAUCAAGGUCAUGUUUGCUACGAACAGGCCGUCCACUCUGGAUCCAGCCUUGAUGAGACCUGGGCGUAUUGACCGGAAGAUCGAGUUCUCCCUUCCAGAUCUGGAAGGACGGGCCAACAUCCUCCGCAUCCAUGCCAAGAGUAUGUCAGUUGAGCGAGACAUCAGAUGGGAGCUUAUCUCUCGACUCUGCCCCAACUCCACUGGGGCAGAACUAAGAAGCGUGGCAACUGAGGCUGGAAUGUUUGCUAUCCGGGCACGGAGAAAGGUUGCGACGGAGAAGGAUUUUCUAGCUGCAGUCGACAAGGUGAUCAAGGGGAACCUGAAGUUUAACUCAACUGCAACAUAUAUGCAGUACAACUAG